Pichia kudriavzevii is the source of this 1707-nucleotide messenger RNA. RefSeq lists its product as uncharacterized. Bases 1 to 1707 code for a protein of 568 amino acids. The record is from RefSeq and is a predicted model, not a curated record. Gene Ontology annotation, cellular component: endoplasmic reticulum membrane. Gene Ontology annotation, molecular function: ergosterol O-acyltransferase activity. Lineage: Eukaryota; Fungi; Ascomycota; Pichiomycetes; Pichiales; Pichiaceae. The transcript has a single exon. Gene Ontology annotation, biological process: ergosterol metabolic process.
AUGGUGAAGAUGAAGGACACGCUAGGAUCACCUGCAUUGAAGACGAAGUUGUCGGAAAACACCCUCAAUAAGGCAACCAGUGGGUUCAAGCGGUUCAACAUACUACAAAAUAACAAUGACGAUGGUUCUGCAAACAGACGCAAGUCGAUCAUUAUGGAUAACGAGUAUGAGUCGUCAGAGCUGAAUGUAUCCAACACGGAGUCGGAGAGUUCGGAGAAGGAGGUGGUUGAGCCACCAAGAGAGCUAGAGGAAGUUGAGGAUGUUGGCAAGGACAAACAUGUUGUUACUCCUAAAGGUCUCGUUGAAACGCACGAUAAAAGAGGGAGGUUGGUGUACAAGCAUGUGAAAACAAGUAAAGUAAGAUACAAAAAGGAUGGACAAAUGAGAUCAAAUUUUGGAGACUUGAUUUUUUUGCCAAGAUACACCAUAUUUGAUCAGGAGAUUUACUUUGGGGCAAAGUUUUUCGGUUUCUUUGUGGCUAUUUGGCUCUGUGUCUUCUUUUUCGGCUUAAAUGUCAUUUUAAGCUACCAUACAAGCCAGGGAACUUUCAAGAAUUCAGAAAUUGUACAUUUAAUGCUAAAGGAUCUAUGGAAAGUUGCAUUGUUUGAUUUGACCAUGUAUCUGUCGAUGUACUUCUCUGUCUUUGUUCAGUUGUGCAUUAAAAGUCAACUCAUUAGGUGGAAACCAACGGGGUUCACCUUGCAGGCAAUAUACGAAGUACUAUUGCUUGUCUGUCCCUUUUUCUACGCAGAUAAACUGCAGCUACCCUGGAUUGCACAAAUUUUUCUCAUGCUACAUAGUGUGGUGAUGUUGAUGAAGGUCCACUCCUAUGCGUUUUUCAACGGCUAUUUAUGGGAAAUCAAAAACGAAUAUGAAUUUUCAACGUUAUUUAUGAAGAAGAAGGACAUUUUGGAAGAAAACAUUGUGUCGUCAUUGGAAAAGUCAAUCAAGUUUUGUCAAGAUGAAAUCAAAUCACAGAGCUUCCCAAAUAAUAUAUCUUUCAAAAACUUUUUCAUAUAUUCCAUGUUCCCCGUCUUAGUCUAUCAAAGCGAAUAUCCAAGAAACGAUAGGAUCAGGGCCAAAUAUUUAUUUAACAAAAUCUUGGGAAUUUUUGGGGUUAUAUUUCUAAUGAUGGUUAUUUCACAGCAUAAUUUGUACCCCAUUGUAAUUGAAUGUUUGAGAUUGCAAAAGACAACCUCUAUAUGGUACCGAAUUAAAGUAUACCCGCUCAUCCUCAUUAGAAUCAUUCCAUCCUUUCUCUCGGUUUAUCUCUUGACUUUCUAUCUAAUUUGGGAAUUGAUUCUUAAUGCACUUGCUGAAAUAACAAGGUUUGCGGACAGAGAGUUCUAUGGCUAUUGGUGGAAUUCGGUUAAUUGGAAUGAGUACGCAAGAGAUUGGAACGUCCCCGUCCAUAAGUUCUUACUGCGUCAUGUUUACCACUCGUCGAUAUCUGCAUUUAAGGUAAAUAAAACAGUUGCGACUUUUAUGACGUUCUUUUUGAGUUCGAUUAUUCAUGAGCUAGCAAUGUAUGUCAUUUUCAAAAAAGUGAGAUUCUACUUACUCCUUUUACAGAUGAGUCAAUUAUGUCUCAUUCAAAUAACAAAUACAAAGUACCUCAGAAAUAUGAACGUUUUCAACAAUGCUAUUUUUUGGUUUGGUAUUAUUUUUGGCCCUAGUCUAAUGUGUACUAUGUAUCUAGUUUUUUAA